Aspergillus calidoustus is the source of this 474-nucleotide messenger RNA. The record is from the annotation of a GenBank genome assembly. Lineage: Eukaryota; Fungi; Ascomycota; Eurotiomycetes; Eurotiales; Aspergillaceae.
AUGGCUCCGUCAAUCGACCAGCCAGCCGCGGCGCAAGACAUCUCCCGAGAUAAAAAGGAAACGGCCCUAGAGAAAAUCUCACAGGGCACCCCGCUGCCUGGAGUGCCGAAGUUUACCAAUGUGGAGCUCCAACGGCAGCACAUGCUGAACCAUAUGGCGGGAGCAUUCAGGGUCUUUGCGAGACAUGGCUUUGUUGAAGGAAUGAGUGGGCAUAUCUCACUAAGAGAUCCCGAGUUCCCUGAGAGAUUCUGGACAAACCCUCUCGGAUUUCAUUUCGCCCCCGUCAAACCAUCCGAUCUGAUACUUGUCGACGAGUCUGGCGUAGCUGUCGGGGGAAACAUGUCACGUCCAGCCAACGCAGCCGGAUUCCUCAUUCAUGCCGCACUUCACAAAGGCCAGGCCCGACGUAAAUGCUGCAUGUCAUUUCCAUUCUACCUAUGGCAAGGCGUGGUCCGCAUUCCGCCCAGCCCCUAG